Chara braunii is the source of this 655-nucleotide messenger RNA. The record is from the annotation of a GenBank genome assembly. Lineage: Eukaryota; Viridiplantae; Streptophyta; Charophyceae; Charales; Characeae.
GCGGAUGAUAGGAUGGGUGCUUGCAAAACCCUCUUUACAUUGGGGCACGAUCUACGCAAUCAGCUAGAGACUCGGCAGAGAAUGGGUGAGAUGGGCGACAAGGGCGACAAGGACGACUGGUUGGAGGGAGGUUUGGAGGCCGACGAAGAGAAUUGCGGCGACGACACCAACAAUAGCAAGAACAACAACAACGACAACAACAUCAAUAACAUUGGCAUCAAGGAUAUUGACAAAAAUGAGCGCGACAACAACAACACCAAUAAUGAUAACGACGGCAACAACAACAACAACAACAACGACGACGACGACGACGGCAGCGACGGCUACGGAAGCAGCGGGGCAGACAGCGGUGUCCGUGCAGCUGUGAUCAUCAUCGGCAUGAUGGGGGAGAUGCCGCAAGCGGACGUGGUGGGGAUUGACAACAACAACAACAAUAAUGAUGACGAUGGCGACAAAAACAACAACAACGACGACGGCGGCAGCGACGACUACGGAAGCAGCGCGGCAGACAGUGGUGUCCGUGCAUCAGUGAUCAUCAUCGGCAUCAUGGAUGCUGGACCCGAUUUCCAGCUGACACACAUCACAUCAGUGUUGAGCUCGAUGCCUCAGUUUGUUCUGGAGAUACUGUAGAUCAGAUGGAUAGGGUCUCCCAUCG